AUGGCCUCUCUGCGCUUGACAAACCAGUUCACUGUCCUACGGGCUCUCCGUCCUCGUUGCCCUCAACCAUCCACCCGUCUCUCUUCUUCCUUCUCUUCACGAGCAUCUACACUCGCAUCGACUGUCUCGCGCCCAUCUGCACUCCCGCGAUCCUCAGCAAGCAACGGCUUCGCUAGCAACCGACGAGCUUUCUCCACCACCUCCACCGUUCAAUUCAACCCUUCACCAGCCAAAAUGGGCGGCAACAGCGUUGUGACUAUCACCACUAAGGAAGAGUUCAAGGAGAAGAUCACCAACUCCAAGGGACCCGUUGUUCUAGACUGCUUUGCCGACUGGUGCGGUCCCUGCAAGGCCAUCGCCCCCAAGGUCGAACAAUUCGCCGAAGAGUUCACCGACGCCAAGUUCUACAAGUUCGAUGUCGACGACCUGUCCGAUGUUGCCGCUGAGCUUGGUGUCCGCGCCAUGCCCUCGUUCUUUCUCUUCAAGGACGGCGAGGUCGUCGACACCGUUGUUGGUGCCAACCCCCCAGCUCUGCAGGCUGGUAUUCAGAAGAUCCUUGCGUAG
This is a messenger RNA of Aspergillus puulaauensis, 564 nucleotides long. RefSeq names its product thioredoxin family protein (gene TRX2). Lineage: Eukaryota; Fungi; Ascomycota; Eurotiomycetes; Eurotiales; Aspergillaceae. The record is from RefSeq and is a predicted model, not a curated record. The transcript is spliced from 3 exons. Bases 1 to 564 code for a protein of 187 amino acids.